This is a messenger RNA of Onthophagus taurus, 3119 nucleotides long. The record is from RefSeq and is a predicted model, not a curated record. Lineage: Eukaryota; Metazoa; Arthropoda; Insecta; Coleoptera; Scarabaeidae.
GAAAUGAAAAAAACAUGAAGUACUUUUCAACAAACAAGAAUUUCUUUUGGUUAUCAUUACUGCUCAGUGUCUUAAUAAAUUUUAUUUCGUAUAUUGAUAGUGCAAAAAUCUUAGUUUUUUUCCCGUUAUCUACAUAUAGUCACGUAAAUAUGUUUAAAGGGAUGGUAAAGCCACUUUUAAAUCGAGGACAUGAAAUCGAUUUUGUUAGUUUUUAUCCAUUAAACGUGAAACAUAAAAGAUAUACUGAAAUUGAUAUAAGUAAUUGUUUUCCAGUAUUUAAAAACAACAUAACAAUUCUAAAAAGCGCAGUUGGCAACUUAGAAUUAAUGCAACAAAUGUUUAAUACUCUCGGUCACGAUAUAAUGGAUGCAGUUUUAAAAUCGCCGCAAUUACGCGAAUUAAGAAACACCACAAAAAAAUACGAUUUAAUUUUGCGACAUGUUUUUUUAAGUGAUCCCUUAGAAAUUUAUUCGCAUAUUUUUGGAGCGCCUUCAAUUGGAUUAAUAACAAGUGUUAAUUUACCUUGGACUUCCGAUUUAGUUGGAAUUCCUGAUAAUCCGGCUUUUAUUCCAAGCUUCAACAGUCCUUAUGGUGAAAAAAUGACAUUUAUUGAACGUGCUCUUAAUACUUUUGUGUAUACUUAUCAAAAAUACGAAUAUUGGAGUCUUCAAAAGCGUUUCACGGAAUUAGUUUGGAAAUAUUUUGGACGAGAUCUACCGAGGGUUGAGGAACUUAUUGGAAAAACUAGUUUAAUUUUUUGUAAUAGUCAUUAUACAAUUCAUCAAUCUAGAUCUAUGCCACCGAAUUUUAUCGAAAUUGGGGGUGUUCAUAUUCCUGAAAAAAACAAUUUUAGUCUUCCAAAAAAUUUGCAAUUAAGUGUGGACUCAUCAAAACAAGGAAUAAUUUAUUUUAGUUUUGGUUCGUUGGUGAGAAGUACAAAUUUUAAUCGUAAAACUUUAAGCGGCAUGUUUGAAGCUUUAGGGCAACAACCUUAUAAAGUAUUUUGGAAAGGUGUAAAAGAGGAAAUUCCGGAUGAUUUAAAAAUUCCCGAUAAUAUUAUUUUCGAAACGUGGAUGCCUCAAUUAGAUAUGUUAUGUAAUCCAAACACAAAACUAUUUAUAUCUCAUGGUGGUUUAUUUGGGGUGCAAGAAGCUAUUUAUUGUGGUAUUCCAAUUUUGGGAAUACCCUUUUUUGCCGAUCAAGCUUCAAACAUACAAUUAUUGGUUGAAAAAAACGUUGCUAAAUUGAUGUAUUUACAAGAUGUAGCUGAAGGAGAUAAGUUUAAAGAAAAUGUUGAAACUUUAUUAAAACCACAAUAUAAACGAAAUGCUGAAAAUCUUUCAAAACUUUUCCGAGAUCGACCAAUGUCGCCGAUAAAAACAGCAAUUUAUUGGAUUGAAUAUGUUAUUAAAUAUAAUGGGGCGAAUCAUUUAAAAUCGGCAGUAACACAACUUCAUUGGUAUCAAUAUUACUUAUUAGAUCUUAUUGGAGCCAUCUUAAUAAUUUUUAUGUUUAUAUUUAUUAUUUUGUAUUUAAUUUUGACUCGCGACUAUAAAUUGAUAUAUUUGUUAGGCGAUCGUGUUAUUCCAAAAAAUACCAAAACCAUGAACCAGUUUAAAAAAAAAAGGAUUUCGUUUCAAUUAUUGUUGGUGCUAAAUAUAUUUAUAUUUUUCACGUCCUGUAGUGAUGGUGCAAAAAUUUUAGCAUUUUUUCCGUUCUCUGCAUACAGUCAUAUAAAUAUGAUUAAGGUAAUGGUUAAACCACUUUUAGAUCGUGGGCAUGAAAUCGAUUUAGUUAGUUUUUAUCCAUUAAAUAUUAAACAUAAAGGCUAUUCUGAUAUUGAUAUAAGUGCCUGUUCCCCAGUGUUAAAAAACAGUAUAACAUUAUCAAAAAGCUUAGUUGCUGACAUUGAUUUAAUGCAAGACAUGUUUAAUAAGUACGGUCACGAGUUAAUGGAUGCAGUUUUAAAAUCACCACAAUUACGCAAAUUAAAAAAUUCCACAAAAAAAUAUGAUUUAAUUUUGCGGCACAUUUUAUUAAGUGAUCCUUUGGAAAUUUAUUCCCAUAUUUUUGGAGCGCCCUCAAUUGGAAUGAUUACAAGUGUUAAUUUACCUUGGUCUUCCGAUUUAGUUGGAAUUCCAGAUAAUCCGGCGUAUAUUGCAACUUUUAAUAGUCCUCAUGGUGAAAUAAUGUCAUUUUCUGAACGUGCAAUCAACACUAUUAUAUACACUUUUCAAAAGUAUGAGUAUUGGAAAGUACAAAAGCGUUUCACCGAAUUAAUUUGGAAAUAUUUUGGACGAAAUAUGCCAAGAGUUGAGGAACUUUUAGGAAAAACUAGUUUAAUUCUUUGUAACAGUCAUUAUACAAUCCACCAAUCUAGAUCUAUGCCACCGAAUUUUAUUGAAAUUGGGGGUGUUCAUAUUCCUGAAGAAAACAAUUUUACUCUUCCAAAACAUUUACAAUUAGGUGUAGAUUCAUCAAAAGAAGGAUUAAUUUAUUUUAGUUUUGGUUCGACGGUGAAGAGUACAAUUUUCAAUCGUAAAAUUUUAAGCACAAUGUUUGAAGCUUUAGGGAAGCAACCCCACAAAGUGUUUUGGAAGGGUGAAAAGGAAGAUAUUCUUGACGAUUUAAAAAUUCCCGAUAAUAUUAUUUUCGAACCAUGGAUGCCUCAAUUAAAUAUGUUAUGUAACCCAAACACAAAACUUUUUAUAGCUCACGGUGGCUUAUUUGGUGUGCAAGAAGCUAUUUAUUGUGGCAUUCCAAUUUUAGGGAUACCUUUCUUCGCUGAUCAAGCUUCAAAUAUCCAAUUUUUAGUUGAAAAGAAUGUUGCUAGAUUAAUUUAUGUGGAAGAUAUAGCUGAAGGAAAUAAGUUUGAAGAAUAUAUAGAAACUUUAUUAAAACCACAAUAUAAACAAAAUGCUGAAAAUCUUUCAAAACUUUUCCGAGAUCGACCAAUGUCGCCGAUAAAAACAGCAAUCUAUUGGAUUGAAUAUGUUAUUAAGUACAAUGGGGCGCCUCAUUUAAAAUCAUCAGUGACAAAACUUUAUUGGUAUCAAUAUUAUUUAUUGGAUGUUAUUGGAGUUUUCUUAAUAAUUUUUGCAUUUAUUAAUUUUACUUAA